Molecule: messenger RNA, 2072 nt
Organism: Phyllostomus discolor (pale spear-nosed bat)
Lineage: Eukaryota; Metazoa; Chordata; Mammalia; Chiroptera; Phyllostomidae
Gene: ASIP
Product: agouti signaling protein
Exons: 3
Coding region: 321-797 (158 amino acids)
Biological process (GO): hormone-mediated signaling pathway; melanosome organization; positive regulation of melanin biosynthetic process
Cellular component (GO): extracellular region
Molecular function (GO): melanocortin receptor binding; neuropeptide hormone activity
Source: RefSeq, a predicted model, not a curated record
UUUUAUUCAAUCUUUGUAUUUUUUCCCCAUUACCAUUUAGUCCUCUUACAUUCUUCUCCCUGCAUUAAAUAUAUUCUAAAUCAGCACUAGCGUGGAAUGGUGUGCCCCUUCCAACGAACCCUCUUCCCCAACUCUAGAAGUGAAUUUGCCUGAACAGAAAGAAACCGACAGACUCUGCUCUCAUGUGCCUGUGAUUCUGUGUGAGCCCCACUCAGGUUGCAGGAACAUAAUAUGCAAAGAGAGGGUCUCCAUUUUAGCUCCUAGAAGCUGAGUGGUUCUAAGCUUAUAGAUCCUUUCCUGUCCCACUCAGGCCUCCCGAGAUGGAUGUCACCCACCUGCUCCUGGCCACCCUGCUGGUCUGCCUGUGCUUCCUCACUGCCUGUAGUCACUUGGCACCUGAGGAGAAGCUCAGAGAUGACAGAAGCCUGAGGUGCAACUCCUCCAUGAACCUGCUCGAUUCCCCCUCAGUCUCUAUCGUGGCACUAAACAAGAAAUCCAGAAAGAUCAGUAUAAGAGAGGUGAAAAAGGAAAGAUCUUUCAAGAAAAAGGCUUCAAUCAAGAAGGUGGCGCGGCCCCGGGACCGGCCUCGGGUUCCUUGCGUAAUCACCCGUGACAGCUACAGGCAGCCGGCGCCCACCUGCCGGGACCCUUGCGCCUCCUGCAGGUGUUGCUUCUUCCACAGCGCCGGUUCCUGCCACGUGCUCAACACUGCUGCUGAGAGCAGUAGCCUCCCCGCCCCCUGCGGGGCGCAGCUUUCAGUUGGCGGCUCGGCCCUCCGGCGACCCUGGGGACCCUGAGAGAUUGGAGAUCUCUAGGAGGUGUGGCUUUUUAGAAUUGAAUGCAGGCGUGGCUACUAAGGUCGGGAUUUAGCUUUUAGAAGAAGGGACUUAAAGGAGAUGUGGUGUGGACCAGGCUAAAAUCCAAAUAAUAUUAUACAUUCAGGCUGAUUGAAAGUGUGUGGCUGUUUCUUUAAAGGAACCAAAAGCUCCUUUUCCCUUCCCUGAACCCACAUCAGAAGUCCAAGUGUUUGCACAAACGCUAUCUCUGGGACCUGGGGAAAAUCCGAUUACCCCAACCCUAAAUCUGUGCUUCGUUUAAGCCCUUCUCCCUAUCCUACAGCUAGAGACAAUGCUGCCCCCUACCUUUAUACUGGGGAACACUCGAAUUGCCUUCAAAUCCGGGGAAUGCAGGCCUCCAGAAAGAAACGAAGCAUUAAGGAGCUACCAUUCAGUCUUUUCACCUUUCUAGGAGCUCCCCCUACCCACUCUCAAGACAAACAAGAAAGGCUACAGUUCCGUACACAAUCUCACUGGGCUGUCUGUCCUGGGGGAUCUGCAGACAAAAACAGGUGGCUGGUUGUGGCUGGCUGAUGCCAUGGGUCCCUACAGCCAGAAGGUUCUGCCUUAGGAGGCUCCCAAACAAAGAUGCCACUUGUGCCCACACCUCCCUUUCUCCCAGAGGUGCAGGGGCCUGGGAGGAGUUUCUCCCACUCCCAGGCUAAACAAUGACUAUUGGUCCCCAAGCAUCUUUAACCAUGACAUCCUGAAGUUGGGGCUCCCAAAUAAAAAGCAGGGGUUCAGGAAUCCUCCCUCACUCAUACCCCAGCUCUGUCAGAUAGUAACCUGGCAGUGGGCUUGGAUCUGGUGCUCUGAUAAUAAAAGAAAACCGCUAAAAUGGAGGCCAGAGGCCAGAAGGAGGAGCUCAAACACAGUACUAUUACUAGGCAAACAAUUGCCAAUUACGUCAACAAGAAUGAACAGGAAAAAAUCAAUUAUAAGCACCAAUAGGAAAGGAUGUGCAUUGCAUCUCCUGCAAGAAAUCAACUACCCCAGCAACUCAGCCAAUGAGAAACCAUUAUCUCCCUGAAAUCUCACUUGUCUCCAGUGGAUUUUGGUUCAAAACAACCUCUCCCAACUUCCUCUUUCUCCAUAAAAUAGUUCCUUUCCUUCCUUUGUUGGACGUGUCUCUGUGGCGUUUGUUACAGCAUGCUUGUCCUGAUUUGCAACUCUGCUCUUCCCAAAUAAGCCUAUUUUGCUAGUAAAAUAACUGACUUUUACAAAUUUAUUUUGUUU